GUCAACAACUUAAAGUACAGCGACGUCGUGAGUGGUGGGAUGUCCGAGCUCACGGGGGAGCACGUGAAGGCGCCGUGAGCCUGCCCUCAGCCGAGCAGCAGUCAGCUGCGUGUUUACUCGCUUUGUCAGCGGUGUCGGACCCCUCGUGUUCCUCACCUGCCGCCGCUCGGAACCUUGGACUCUCGGCUCCGGUGACGGACUUCACUAUCACACCGUCCUUAUCAGCUCCUUCUCUGUCCCGCAGCGGCUCUCUUUAUUAUUUUUAUUUUUUUAUUUCAUUCUGGGGCUGGCCCAGCCUCUCGCGGACCUUGAGCGAGGGCACCUCGGGUUCAUAGGUCUCUUCGUUUUUUUGCUCUUUCUAUUUUUUCCUUCUCUCUCUCCGUCUCUCGCCAACAGGGAACGAUGACGUUGAAAUCCAAUAAAAACGAACCGGCCGUCCCACUGGAGCCCGUCGGCAGCGUGCGGACCGCGCUCUCCGACCUGUACCUGGAGCAGCUCCUUCAAAACAAACCAAAGUCGGACAAGGUCGCUAUGCAAACCUAUGAGAAUAGGGGGGCUGAGGUUUACACCAAUGGUAGUGCAAGACACAUGAAUGGAACAGAGCUGACCAGGAUGAAAGAAGUAGAAUUUGAAAAGAAUCCUUCAGAGCCAAUGGGGGUCACUCUGAAGCUGAACGACAAACAGAGGUGCACCGUGGCCAGAAUACUACACGGCGGUAUGAUCCAUAGACAAGGGUCCUUACACGAAGGCGAUGAAAUUGCCGAAAUCAAUGGGAAGAGCGUAACCAACCAAACUGUGGACCAGCUACAAAAGAUUCUGAAAGAAACCAACGGAGUGGUCACCAUGAAGAUCGUUCCCAACCUGCAGGGUCGAUCCCGAGCCUGUGAGAUGUACAUGAGGGCUCAGUUUGACUACGACCCCACCAAGGACGACCUCAUCCCGUGCAAAGAGGCAGGUCUGAAGUUUCAAACCGGUGACAUCAUUCAGAUCAUCAACAAGCAGGACCCGAACUGGUGGCAGGGCAGAGUGGAGAGCAGCGCUGCUGACUUCGCCGGGCUGAUACCCUCCCCGGAGCUGCAAGAAUGGAGGGUGGCGAGUAAAAGCAAGGCCAGAGAGGGCAGCCAGUCCUGCAGCCCGUUUGGGAAGAAAACAAAGUGCAAAGGCAAAUACCUGGCCAAACACAGCUCGAUCUUCGACCAGCUGGAUGUGAUUUCUUAUGAAGAGGUUGUUCAGCUCCCGGCUUUUAAAAGGAAAACGCUCGUGCUCAUUGGUGCACCUGGUGUAGGAAGGAGGCACAUCAAAAAUGCACUGUUGACCAAAUAUCCAGAGAAAUUCUCCUACCCUGCACCACACACCACCAGAACCCAACGUAAGGAUGAGGAGAAUGGACAGGAAUAUUACUUCAUCUCCAACGAAGCCAUGACCAAGUCCAUCUCUGGGAAUGAGCUGCUGGAGUACGGAAGCUUUCAGGGAAAUAUGUUUGGCACCAAAAUCGAGACCAUCCAGAAGAUCCACGAGCAGGGGAGAAUCGCUUUGGUGGAUGUGGAACCACAGACCCUGAAAGGCUUGCGGACGGCUGAUUUUGCACCUCUUGUUGUCUUCAUCGCUCCGACCAUCACAGCUCCUCAGAUGGAAAACCUGCAGAUGAUCCAGAAAGAGUCGGAUGCCAUCCGGACCACAUAUGGACACUUCUUCGACGUGGUUCUUGUCAACAACGACGUGGAUGAGAGCGUCAAAGGUGUGGAGGAGGCCAUGGAGCGCGCCACCUCCACCCCGCAGUGGGUGCCUGUGUCAUGGGUGUACUGACAGCAGUCUGGCGCCAGAUAUAAUACCUUUUGUUUGAUUCAAAUGCAGUGCAAUAUCACUCCCACUUACACGAAACCUCUCAGUUAGUGAUCUCCCAGGCGUGUGUGGGUUUUAAUCUUUGGUUCAUGUUAAUUGUCACUCAGAUUUUUUGCACAAGUGCAUCUAUUAAAAAAAAAAAGAAGAAGCAAUAUAUAGAAAGGUUUGUUUUAGGAAGUCGAGAACCUCACCAGGGAUAUUUUAUUUGGUUGUUUAUGCGUUUGUGCUUCAGGCUUUUUGGGAUAGUUUUUGGUGCCGCACACCUUUUGUGAUCGUCGGAACGUGAGCAAAUGCAAACUAGGACCACAACUGUGACUUUUAGAUAACAGGAUUUGUCAUGUACAACAUUGAUUCUGGAUUCAUUGUCUUUUUAAUCAUUGUUCUCAUUAGGUUGUACCAUGAAAGUGAUAUUCUGAAACUGUUUGUCCAUACAGUCUGUGUAACUCCAUACGGCGACAAUGUCCUCCACACAAAACCUUUCAGUCGGGUCGGUGACCGCCUCACUUGUCUCAUCUCAUCAAAAUUGUAUACCUCAUGGGAUACUGUAAAGGCACUUUUAAACAGAAAAUAAAUUUCCCUGCUCUGUUA
Messenger RNA from Scophthalmus maximus (turbot), 2430 nucleotides. It is a transcript of the gene mpp1, whose product is annotated as MAGUK p55 scaffold protein 1. Gene Ontology annotation, molecular function: signaling receptor binding. The coding region runs from base 403 to 1806 and encodes 467 amino acids. NCBI's taxonomy places the organism in Eukaryota, Metazoa, Chordata, Actinopteri, Pleuronectiformes, Scophthalmidae. The record is from RefSeq and is a predicted model, not a curated record. The transcript has 12 exons. Gene Ontology annotation, cellular component: plasma membrane; cell-cell junction.